AAUAAAUGACGUAAUUUUUGUACGAAAAAUGGAUUCUUGUAUUGUUUUGAACGAUAUUUUGGACGAAUUGCGAACCGAAUUGUCGCGAGUUUCUCGAGAGCUCCGAUUCGCCAAUCAGUGCAUCGAAAGCCUGUUUGAAUUCAAACACGUGUUGGACGCCAUCUGUCGGCGUUUCGGACAAACAUUUGACACAAAACUCGCGAAAACUUUGAAUGAUUUGAAUUCAAAACACGAAAGCCUUUUGCAAAGCGUUCGAAAAGAGACGCCAUCUGUCGUCGCGCGCAGAAAGCAGUACUCGUUUGAGUGCCGUUUCGUUGGCUGCGGUUUCCGCACGAAUCGCAACUCACGGCUCGUCGCCCAUAGCAACCGUCACUCCGGAGAGCGGCCCUUCGCGUGCGCGCAAUGCCCGAAGAGUUUCGUCGGGAGAGAGGCGCUGACCAAUCACUGCCGAGUCGUCCACCAGAGGACAGCACUGCGCUGUGUGGCCGCGGAGUGCGCGCGACGGGCGCGACGUCGCGCGCAACGCCCUCUGGCGGCCGAACCCAAGACUGAGUUCUUGUGUUCGAAAUGCGAUUAUAAGUCGAAAACACGUCAGGCUUUGAAUCAACACAAAGUCGUGCACAACGAGAGAACAAUGAAAUGCGAUUUCUGUCCAAAACUGUUCAAAAGUCGCAAACAAUUGAAAUGUCACGCGAUUUCACACCAAUUGGAGCCGCAAUUCAAAUGCGAUCGCGAGACGUGUGGCGCCGCCUUUCGGACGCGCAAAACACUGCGAAACCACCUUUUGAAACACGCGAACGCAUGCGCAGCGCACGCCUGCCUGUGGCCGGGCUGUGACUUCCGCGCUCACGAAGAAUGGCUGCUGAGAAGACAUCUUUGCGUCCAUUCGCAGGAAAAGCCGUUUUCGUGUUCGGAAUGCGAACAACAGUUCCGCCGAAAGCACGCGCUGAACGCACACGUGCGGCGACGACACGCGAUCACGUGA
Messenger RNA from Medioppia subpectinata, 985 nucleotides. The record is from the annotation of a GenBank genome assembly. Lineage: Eukaryota; Metazoa; Arthropoda; Arachnida; Sarcoptiformes; Oppiidae.